AUGCCCGCCCUCGUGCUCAUCCUCCUCGCCAUCGCUUGCGUCGCCUCCUGGCCGACCGCGGCGAGCGGAAAGGGGGCAACCUGCCUCGCCGCCGCCACGGCGUACCUCACCGGCGCGGCGGCGGCGCCUGUCGGUUUCUUCGCGAGCGUUCUGCACGUCCCGGGAGCGGUCGCGCUGCCUGAAGACCUUUUGGCGGCCUCGGCCUUCUCGUCUGCCGUCGCCUCGACCGUCUCGCUCGUGAGCAGCUGGUCGCUUCUCGUACCAGCCCUCGUGUUUCUCGUCGCCAUCGCCUGUGGCGCCGGGUUGCUCGCGGCGAGCGGCAAAGUGCCGCGGGCUCGCGACGCGGCUACUUCGUCCGCCGCCUUCCGCCUCGCCGCCGUCAUGGCGUGCCUCCCCUGCGUGGCGGCGGCGCCCACUGGCCUCUCCUCGUCGAGCGCCCUCUCGUGGCUCGAGUUUGUGCUGCCGUCAGACGUCGUAUUGCGCGUAUCGGCGCCCCUCACGGAGUACGGGUUGCCGCUCAUCGCUGCCGCUGUCACCGCCGUAGCCGCCGCUGUCGCUGCGCUGCUGCGCUACAAGUCAACGUCCACCACUCAGAGAGGCGCACUGUCGCCACCACCGUCGCCGCCCGAGCCCGAAGCACCUGUGCGGCGCGGUGGCUCCUUCCUGGACCAGUUGGCUCGCAUGGGAAUCAAAAACCCCACUGCCUUCCAGCUCAUGGACGAGCAUAUUCAACGUGAAGAGGAGGCGAAAGAUCAGGCCACACAAGAGAUGGCAGCAGCCUCAACCCGCUCGUGCUUUGACGGUGUUCUCGAUGGAACGACACCAGCAGGGCCGUGCGAGUUCGUGAUGCGCAUUUUUCUCCACGUGAUCCUCCUCCCAUAUCACGUGUGGAGACUUGCAAACCUAGCUCUCUCCGCUUGCCUUUGCGUUCAGGCCAAGGACGCACUGGAUUGGGCAUUCAACGUUACCUCCCUUGCCGAGGAUUUGUGCACAGUGUACCUCAUGGACGGGGAUGCGUUUUCCACUUUCGUGGUCUUCCUAACAUUUGUUUUGCAGCCAAUCAUCACUGACCUCUUUGGCCGGCUUGCACAGUGCUCUUCAACAACUGUAGAUGAUUUCCUGGUUGAAGUGUAUGGUGAAGUGGUGCAGGCAUUCUUGUAUAUGAUGUUCUCCAGCUUCUCUUCAACCGCCGUCCAAACCUUUGAAGGCUUCCUUGCUGUGCAAGUGUUGAUCAUCUUCUGUAAACGGACCAUCGCAGUGGCAACAGAUGGGGAGGGUAGUUCGGAAGCGGCCGACUCAAACCCACUGGACACUGUAAUUGUGGCAGUACAAGCUCUCCUCAUUGGCACUGCAAGCACGCUCACAAUUUCGAUUGCAUCGCUGUUUUAUCAGUUUUACGAUGACGAGGCCCCGUUCAAACAGCCCUAUUACGAUGUGAUUUGCACAGUAGCAUACUGGUUUGCCGCGCUUGAGCUUGGAAGGGUCCUUGAGGCUUCAGAUGCAUUUUGGGCAAGCCAUGGUGGCCCAGCUGCGUACGCAGAACGAGAGCGUCACCAGCAAAUCACGAAACAAGAAAAGGAGGCAUUCAACCACGAGCUACAGGCAGCUGUCGCAAAUAAAGGCUGGAUAUAUCGGGUUGGUGACUUAUAUCAAUCUGCAUUCGCAUUCCUUAGUUGGGGAUUGUGUGUGUACUAUGUGGUCAUCAUGCUCAUGGGCCAACUCCAUGCGGCCAACAGCGACAUCGUUGAUUUGAGCCAAGCAGUCACUACACCCAAUGGCAGCAUGACCAAUGUGAGCGAGGCUAUUAGUGCUACCAACCUCAGCAUGCCCAACCCCAGAGAGGAGUUCGCGGGCAACACCAGCGUCCCCAUCUAUGACUUGCUGUAUAGUUUGUUGUGCGUCACAGUUGGCAUGUUUCGGCUUUGGAGAUCAGCCGUGCAAGAAUUCAGGAGUGGCAAGCAAAGCAUGAAAGCCAGGAUGGUGCAGAUGUUCACACCUGCAAAACCCAAGAUUUUGCUUGUCGGACUCGAUAACUCCGGCAAGAGCACUUUCCUCUUCAGGUUGAAAACGGGAAGACUUCAGCAGAUAAACCCAACACAACACCCUUACAGUGAAUCGGUCACUAUCGGGAAGCGGGAGUUCGACAUCACCGAUUGCGGCGGUCACGAAGUGGCCCGAAGGAGUUGGGAUCAGUAUUAUUCGAGUGUGGAUUGCAUCUUCUUUUUUGUCGAUGUUGUUGACAAAGAAAGGCUCCCCGAGGCCAAACAGGAGCUAGACAACUUGCGUGGCAACCCAGAGCUAGCUACGGUGCCAAUCGCCGUCUUUGGCACCAAAACUGACGUGCGGCAAGCUGCAUGCACUAAAGCAGAAUUGUCGGUGGCACUUGGACUUGAGAAUCUCCCAAUGAGCCAAGGUGAUGCAAAGGCACCCAAAGGUGUUCGUUCGUUGGAGCUCUUCAUGAUGUCCAUUGUCAGAUCUGAGGGAUAUACCGAGCCCUUCAAUUGGUUCCAAAAGCUCAAGCGUUAA
Molecule: messenger RNA, 2526 nt
Organism: Emiliania huxleyi CCMP1516
Lineage: Eukaryota; Haptophyta; Isochrysidales; Noelaerhabdaceae
Gene: Sar1c
Product: Sar1 GTPase with a very long N-terminal extension
Exons: 1
Coding region: 1-2526 (841 amino acids)
Biological process (GO): intracellular protein transport; vesicle organization; membrane organization
Cellular component (GO): endoplasmic reticulum exit site; COPII vesicle coat
Molecular function (GO): GTPase activity; GTP binding
Source: RefSeq, a predicted model, not a curated record